Molecule: messenger RNA, 849 nt
Organism: Ochotona princeps (American pika)
Lineage: Eukaryota; Metazoa; Chordata; Mammalia; Lagomorpha; Ochotonidae
Gene: CARTPT
Product: CART prepropeptide
Exons: 3
Coding region: 65-415 (116 amino acids)
Biological process (GO): positive regulation of MAPK cascade; negative regulation of appetite; adult feeding behavior
Molecular function (GO): neuropeptide hormone activity
Source: RefSeq, a predicted model, not a curated record
CCGGACCCCAGCUCUCUAUAAAAGGCAGGAGCAAGGGGCGCCCGCCAGCGACGAGUUCAGCACCAUGGAGAGUCCCCGCCUGCGGCUGCUGCCCCUGCUGGGCGCCGCCCUGCUGCUGCUGCUACCUCUGUUGGGCGCCGGUGCCCAGGAGGACUCGGAGCUCCAGCCCCGAGCCCUGGACAUCUACUCCGCCGUGGAGGACGCCUCCCACGAGAAGGAGCUGAUCGAGGCGCUGCAGGAAGUGUUGAAGAAGCUCAAGAGUAAACGAAUUCCCAUCUACGAGAAGAAGUACGGCCAGGUCCCCAUGUGUGACGCCGGUGAGCAGUGCGCGGUGCGCAAGGGAGCCCGAAUUGGCAAACUGUGCGACUGUCCCCGAGGGACCUCCUGCAAUUCCUUCCUCCUGAAGUGCUUGUGAGGGGGCAUCCGCGAACCUGAACCCAUCCCUAACCCCCAGACCACCCAAGAGGACCACACCUUCCUCCCUGGAGUUUGGCUUUAGUGACAAAUAAAGUUUGCGUUUCCCUCUAGGGGCAAGAGGCUCUUUUCCUGCUGUUUCCAAAAAUAAAAGAACACAUUAGAUGUUACUGUGCGAAGGAUAAUGCUUUGUCUGGUGUGGCUGCGUGUGCAAAGUACCCUUUUCUUCUUUUAUUUGUCUGGGAAACUCUUGUGUCCUGUUGUGUAAAGAAGGAGAACUUUGCUUUGAAAACUGUAUUUUUGUAUGUGGCAUGGCAGCAUGAAAAUUAGGUCUAGUUAAUCUUGGUAGAUGACAUCACCACCCGGAAACCAAAUCACCCCAGCAACACAAAAUGAAGCAUGUACAAAUUAUACAUAAUAAAGUGUUUUUAAUAA